AGUUCUCUCUUCUUGCUAUUUUAUUAGUUUAAGAUUGGAAUUGAGCAUACUAGUUUUACGUGAACCACAUUCAGUUCAGAGAGAGAGGAUUUUCUCUUUGCUUUUUCAGGGGUUGUAAUGGGUCCUUUAUUCGAGUGUUUGUUCAAUAAUUACUGUUUUAGGGCUUAGAUUGAGUUUGAAUGUUUCUUCGAGGGUUUUGAGGCUUAGGCUUUCUUGCCCUAUUUGUUGUUAAAUUACUCAUUGUUUCUUGUUUAUUUGUUAGAAACAUGAGCUCAGAAGAAUAUAUAAUUGGUGUUUAUUUUCCUUGUUGUUAUAUUUUUCUUCUUUCUUUUAGUUAACAAAUCCCUUAUGCUUUCUUAACAAAUCCCUUAUACUUUCUACUUUUGUUUCUGUUCUUUCAUUUCCAUGGUGUGCCUUUGUUUUUUUUUUCUCUAUUUGAGGUUUUUGGCGCUUUUCUGUUUUGUUUAUUCCUAUGACUAUUUCAACUUGAUUUUCUAGUAACUUGAACUAAUUAAUUUAGGUUCCAUUUAGUCGACAUUGCUUUAGAGGUUGUUUAUUCGUGGAUUCAAUUGAAUAAUUGACAAUUGCACCUUUCUAUCUCAGUUCUAUAAUUCAUUUUCUUUUUGUCCCUCGACUGGGGAUUAAAGGUCACAUAGACAUCAAAACUCGGAUUUUUCUCAUUGAUCUGCUAAAAAGAAGUAUCUAUUCUAUUUUUUUUGGUUUUUUUCCUUUUUUUUUUCUUUUCAUGUUCCACAGAAGUAUGAAACUCUUAAUCGAUCCAGAUUGCGAGGUGUUGAAAUUAGGGAAGAAGUAGAUUCUUAUUGUACCAAGCAUAUGCAUGCAAAGAUUAUGCUUAGGCAGGGAAGGAAAGCUCCCACUGUAGGUCUAUAUGGGGAGUAUAGGACUUUCAAUUCUCGAUUUGAGGAAAUCUGAACAUGUAAUGAUGCUGGAAAUGAAAAAGAAGGGUCUAAUUAGCGAAGAAGAUGCGUCUUUAUUGUUACAAAGGUACACUGCCACAACCAUACUUGCCUUGCUUCAGGAAGUUGCACAAUUUGCUGGUCCAAAGGUUGAUUGGAAUGUAUUGGUUAAGAAGACUUCUACUGGAAUUUCCAAUGCUAGGGAAUAUCAGAUGCUGUGGCGUCAUUUGGCCUAUCGAACAGCAUUGGCUGAAAAAUUGGAAGAUGAUGCUGAACCUAUGGAUGAUGAUAGUGAUUUGGAAUUUGAAGUGGAAGCCUCUCCCACUCCUAGCAAUGAGGCUUUGGCAGAGGCCACAGCUUGUGUAAAGGUGCUGAUUGCUUCAAGUGACCCUGGCCCCUCGAAUCGCACCAUCAUAGAAGCUCCAUUGACCAUAAAUGUUCCCAAUAAUGCCCAGACCCUUCCUGCGCAAUCUGAGAAUCGAAAUUCUUCUUGCACUGGACAGGGAACAAAUAUUACUGUUCCAGUUUCUGUUCAGAAACAACCUUUGCCUACAGUGACUUCAGCUGAAGGUUUGAAUUCCAAUGGGGUGGCAGGGCUACCAAGGAGGAAAAGGAAACCAUGGACCUCCGAAGAGGAUAAGGAACUCAUUGCUGCCGUUCAAAAGUGUGGUGAAGGGAAUUGGGCUAACAUUCUAAAAGGAGAUUUCAAGCAUGACAGAACGGCUUCACAGCUCUCUCAGAGAUGGUCAAUUAUCAAGAAGAAACAGGCCAAUUCUGAUUCAAAGGUGGGUGGUAGCUCAAACAGUUCGGCCCUUACUGAGGCACAGCAAGCAACCCGGCAGGCUGUUUCAAUUGCUCUCAAUAUGCCCAUCUCAUCGAAUACAUUGUCUUCGGGUGGUUCAGGGACUUUCUCAUCCAUAGUGAGGCCUCCAGCUCCACUGUUUUCCCAAGUACCACAGCAAGGCCCAGACCAAGCCCACCGGGGCCCCUCCAAGGCCAGACCACCUGCAAAGAAAGCGACACCAACCCAAGGCCAGGCCCAAAUGAAGCCCACGAAUGGGCCUAAUCCCUUAGUGCAAGCAGCUGCAGUCGCUGCUGGGGCCCGCAUCGCCCCAGCCUCAACAGUUGCCUCUCUUCUCAAAGCUGCCCAAUCAGGAAAUGUUGUUCACUUUGGUCCUCCCAAGCCCCUGGCUGGGCCCAGUGGGCCUGUGAAGCUUUCUGGUACAAGGCCUGCCAGUGGGAUAAACGGGACCACUAUGUUUACCGGGCCCAGGCCUGCCAAUGUCCACUAUAUCACUACGAGUGACAACCCUACACCACCUGUCUACACUGGCAUGACACCUACUUUUCAGAGGCCCAAUGGGUCUGGGAGGGGGAGAACCCAGACCCGGCCCAUGAAUGCAGAUAUGGGUCCUGUGGGCCUGGGCUCGGCCCGCAUGGUCAGCAUUGGUAGUAGCAGCACUAGUGGAGUAGGGGAAGGGGUGAAGGGUGAAGAGUGUGUGAAGGUGGGUUUGGCCGAGGAGCUAAAAGAAACACCCACAGAGAAAAACCAGUCAAUGAUUGAAAGUACAAGCAUGGAGAGCUCAGGCGAUUUAGAGAGAGACUUAACUAAAGAGCAAAUCCAGCCAGCGAUUCAGAAUGUGGGCAUGGGCAAUAACUCAGGCAUUGCAGAGAUUGAUUUGGCCAAAGAGAAAAGCACCUUAGCAAUCAAGGUUUUGGUUGCAGAAGAGAACUCGGGAAAUGUAGAGAGAGGCUCGGGCCAAGUGCAAAGCCAGCCAUUGAUUGAGAAUGCAGGCGAUACAGAGAGAGAAAAGCCAGACAUGGUGAUAGAGCAAAACCAGGUGGUUAAGAGAUUGAGGACAGAGAAGUCGGGAAGUGUAGAGAGUGGGAAAAUUGAUUGUGUGGACUCUGGAGGAUAAAGUUGAAGAGAGUUAAAGACCAUUUCAACCAACUAGAGAGUUUAAUAGAGAGAGAGAGAGCAUUUGGUUCUCUAACUAGAGAGAAAAAAUGCAGGUAACGAAGGAAGGAGUUUUCUUGAUGAAAUUAAAAGCUCAACUCGAGAAAACGCAUAUUCAGGACUUCUUGGUCGAGGCACGCUCUCUCCUUUCUCCGUCUCUAUUUUGUGAUGAGCUGUGGGACAUGAAGGCGCGUGAUUAUGAUUUAUGGAUCUUGUCGAGGCACUAAGGACACGGCAAUCACCAUGUGACUUUGUAGAAACUUAGAUACCUCUUAACAUUUUCUUUUGUUAAAAUCUAGUUAGAAAAGCGCUUGAAUGUCGCCUCAAAUUUUACCUCCUCUUUAUCUAAAUGAUAUAUGUAUUUCAAAGACUAA
This is a messenger RNA of Amborella trichopoda, 3248 nucleotides long. Lineage: Eukaryota; Viridiplantae; Streptophyta; Magnoliopsida; Amborellales; Amborellaceae. The record is from RefSeq and is a predicted model, not a curated record.